CGUUUUCCAUUUUCCCUUUCCGACAACCCCUUUACCGAAACCACCAUGUCUCAUCAGAGCGGUAUCCAAGUAUCAGAAGAACUAGCCAAAACUUUCGCCGAAGCUGUGGCCGACGGCAAUACCCGUAUCCUUCGCGUCUCCAUCAUCAAUGAAUCCUUGACGCCUAAUGGCUCAACUCCCGUGAAAGGCAAUUUUGAACAAGACUAUGAUGAUAUUACCUCAUUCCUCGAAGACACCACACCUGCUUACAUUCUUAUGCGACUUGAUACGAAAGCCUCCUCAGGAGAAUACGAAUGGCUUCUCGUGACCUAUGUUCCUGAUCAUGCCAAGGUUAGAGAUAAAAUGCUCUAUGCCUCCACUCGAAACACCUUGACAAAAGAGUUGGGCGAUUACCGAUUUACCGAUACGCUCUAUGGUACUCUAUCAUCCGAAGUCUCCUUGGAUGGUUAUCGAAAGCACCAAAAACAUAAAGCUGCCGAGGCACCAUUAACGCAACGAGAACGAGAAUUGGCAGAGAUCAAACAGGCAGAGGCCAAAGCGGUGUCGGAUUAUCAGGGCACCACUACUCGAAAAUCAUACGCACCGGGAGUGGCUUUUCCAGUGACGGAAAAGGCUCAGGAAGCUUUACGCGUGUUAAAUCAAUCCAAAGAAGCACGUGAACAUAAUUUCGUGUCGUUGGUUUUUGAUAAAGAAACCAUUGAUCUUGACACAGCCAGCCAUGUCCCUCGAUCGGAAAUCAAAAACGCAAUUCCUGCCCAUGCUCCUCGAUUCACUUUUUAUGUAUGCGAACACGAAAGUGAUGGCAAUACUCAGGAAUCUAUAGUGUUCGUGUAUACUUGUCCUCCGUCGUCCAAGAUUAGAGAGAAAAUGCUGUAUUCGGCUUCCAGAGCCAAUAUUAUCAAAGCCGCUGAAAGCAUGGCCGAUCUCAAGGUCGUUAAAAAGCUUGAAACGAGUGACCCCACCGAUAUCACAGAGGAAUACUUAUUAGAAGAGUUGGCUCCACCUGUCAGUACGCGUCCAUCGAGUAGUUCAUCUGUCGAUAGCCGCGGCAGCGGUUCCAGUGUCGUUAGUGAUCGUAUUCAAAUGUUGGGUGGAACUAGAGCCGGUGGUUUCAAGCGGCCAGUUCCUCCGGGAAGAAGACGACCGACCGGAAAUCAAUCUUAGACUGUCAAUCGAUGCCAAUAAAGCAUCCAUCAUUCGCUUUAUCGUUAUAAUUAUUCAUCGGCUGUGCACCAGUAGUCUCGAAGAAAAAUGGCGCAUUCGAUCAUCUUUUAUGAGCGAUCACUCAAAAGAAAAAAAAAACAUGAUUGAAAUGAAACCGAUUUGGAGGAACAACAUCAAAACGGUCAAAAUGGGAAAAGAGGAGUUUUACUGAUCUGUUUUAUUUUUAAAAAGUGUGGAGUUUGUUAAAGUCCGG
This is a messenger RNA of Radiomyces spectabilis, 1417 nucleotides long. RefSeq lists its product as uncharacterized. Gene Ontology annotation, molecular function: actin monomer binding; actin filament binding. Lineage: Eukaryota; Fungi; Mucoromycota; Mucoromycetes; Mucorales; Radiomycetaceae. The transcript is spliced from 9 exons. Gene Ontology annotation, biological process: barbed-end actin filament capping; actin filament depolymerization. The record is from RefSeq and is a predicted model, not a curated record. Gene Ontology annotation, cellular component: cytoplasm; actin filament. Bases 46 to 1164 code for a protein of 372 amino acids.